AAAACAGCGACCCUAAUAAAGACACAAACUCUACAACCAAGAUUUACAUAUCAAAUCACGAUUACACGCACAUGCAGUCAGAGAUACGAUACUUGGUGUGUAAGAGGGAMAGGUCAACAACCGCCAUAUUUCUUAACCGCUGUACUUUUAGUGCGCAUUUACACUGGAGAUCCUCCACAGUUAUCAUCAAGGGAGUUGCUACAAUGGCUUGUUUAUCUUCGAUACUCUGGAGUCGAGCAURUUUACGUCUACGACGCAUACCAUAAUCAUUCCGAGAGCCAAAGACAGGYUUUAAAGCACUUUAUCAAAGAGGGAUACGUCACUUAUACYGACUGGGCCAAAUUUGCUAAACCUUACGGCAUAGGUAAGACCCAGGUUUCGGCAUAUGACCACUGUAGGGUUACUUGGGGUAACCAUUCCAUUUGGCAAGCCGCUAUCGACAUUGAUGAAUACCCUUUCAGCCCAAUUGAUACAAAGCCUGGUUUUCUUACUCGAGCAAUCAAGACAUAUAUGAAAGGAAACCCUGAUGUGGUGGAAAUCACAAUGCAGAAUUUCCUCUUCCUUGGAAAGCCGUUAAAUGACACAAAACACUUUUGGUUAGCAGAUCGAAUUCUUCGACGUACUCCUCGCCCAGCAAAUGCACUGGUAAAACCAAUUUAUAAACCACAAUUUGUAACAAACUGUAAUGUGCAUCAUAAUAUUGUAAGRGGAAGAUCGUCCAAUGCUCCUGUGGACCUACUAAGGUUGAAUCACUACUGGGGAGCGAGACUUCAAAACUGGGGAGAGGACACACCUGAGAUUUUAAAGAUGACAAUUCCAGAUAUUUCUAUUAGAAAAAUUAUACAGGGGUUAUUGAAUUGUGAAAAAUUWCUGAGACUUUAUAGGCUGAGAGAACAACGAUGGAAUUGAAUGAUAGGGCCUUUUUGGAUGUGAUAUCAUAGUAUUGUGUAACAUCAAAAUGCUCCUUUGCCGCGUUUAGAUUAGGCUGUGUAGAAAUCGACACCCCGACACCUCUUUCCGAAUUCAAUAUGGCGGUCGCUGAGAAAAGCACUUAUCGCAUGAUGUCACGUUGAAUAUGAGAGAGUGCCCUGGGGAUAAGGCUAUUUUUUGAUAGAUUUUAAGUUCAUAUCCCACGAGUAAAAAUUCACCAGUGUACCCGAGGAAAUAUCGAUACCGYAUUCGCCAUCUUGUUUUCUAAGGUGCCUAACCGCUGACCGUCCAAAGCCAAAUGCACUCUGUCAAUAAACACAUUUCUCAUUUGAAUAAGGUUUUAAAUUCGACUAAUCUCAUUACAAAAACUACAAUAAUCAUUUUACCAUUUACAGCAUUUUUGUCCUCAGUGAUUUUACUCGACCYRCGAAAGUUUAAUGCUUGGUUUUCAGUCGUCGUGAUUCCGUACGCACUGCGAUACUCUUCCGAAUCACGCCCGGACGCACUCGGCACUCCGACGGCUGAAAACUGGUUUACGAAAGUUCAGGCUCUAACGUGCGUUUGCCUUUGAAGAAGAA
Molecule: messenger RNA, 1508 nt
Organism: Exaiptasia diaphana
Lineage: Eukaryota; Metazoa; Cnidaria; Anthozoa; Actiniaria; Aiptasiidae
Exons: 1
Source: RefSeq, a predicted model, not a curated record